CUACCCAGGAACAAAAACAAGUAAAAAUGUGCCAAAGUAACUGUUUUCAGUAAAGCAGUAGAACUGAUAUUUCCGAGCUUCCUCCGGGUCCGUGAAGCGGAUGAAAACUUGGUCAACAAGCCGCCGUUGAGCCGCUCUCAGCUUUCAGCUCUCAGCCCGGGACUUCUUCACUUUGUACCGCGGAUUAUCUGUUCAUCGUUACACAACUCGAGACCGAGCGGCCGGUGGAAGCGGAGCUGCGAGAUGCCGCUUCUCCACAGAAAAGCCUUCAUCCGACAGAAACCUCCGGCGGACCUGCGGCCGGACGAGGAGGUGUUUCUCUGUAAAAUCACACACGAAAUCUUCAGGACAUACGAUGAGUUCUUCGAGCGAACCAUCCUGUGUAACAGUCUGGUGUGGAGCUGCGCUCUGACGGGUCGAGCGGGCCUGACGUACCUGGAGGCGGUGGAGAGCGAGCGGCGGGCGAAGCAGAGUCUUCAGAACUUCCCGUCGGUGUUGGUGCAGCCGCUGCUCCACCUGGCAGCUCUGAGCCGCCGCUGCCGGCUGACGGAGCUCUGCGAGGACAUCUACACCUUCGUCAAAGACCGUUUCUUCCCGGGAGAGACGGUGGACGUCAGCGGACGCAACGGAGCCAGACUCGUGUGUGAGGUCCUGCAGGUUCACUCACCUCAUUCCAGCGCUAACGGAGCGCCGACCGCUAACGGCCACGCCAAGCCGGCUGACGGCGACACCAUCGUCAUCAGCGACAGCGACGAUGAGAGCAACGCCUUCCAGAGUCCCACCGCACAGGUCAACGGCAGGAAGAAGAAGAAGCCUCUGAGUCCGUCAGUGUUUAAGUACACAGUGAGGAUGAUGAAGGACGAGCACAGCGAGCCGUUUACUGUCAAAGCCAAUCAGAUGAGUCGGAGGAAGAAUGUUCUGUCCAGAGAGAGACUGAAGCUGCUCUUCAAGCAGCACUGUGAGCCUCAGAACGGGACCAUCGCGCUCAAGCCCUCCACAGUGAUGAAGUACCAGCUGUCUGAACAGACCUUCUCUCAGUUCUUCCCUGACGAGCCGCCGCUCUUCCCCUUCAGCCCCGCCUCUAAAGGCGGAAGCCGAGGCUCACCUGGACAGGCGAGCUCGUCGCUGCUGAAGGCGGCGGAGGAGAAGCUGAAGCUGCUGCAGCAGAAGGAGGACAUGGCGACCGCAGCUCAGGAUAAAGCUCGACUGAAGAAGGAGAAGGAGGAGGCGCAGGAGGCCAAGAGGAGGGAGAAGGAGGACAAGGAGAAGCUGAAGGAGGAGCAGAGGAAGAGGUUUGAGGAGGAGAAGCAGAGGAGGAGGGAGGAGAAGGAGCGCAGGAAGCUGGAGAAGGAGAGAGAACGAGAGAAGCUGAAGGAGGAGAAGAAGAAAUACGCUGAACGACUGAAACUGUGGAACAAACCCAGAGAAGAUAUGGAGUGUGAAGACCUGAAGGAGCUGCCCAGUCCAGUACCAGUGAGGACUCGACUCCCAGCGGAGCUCUUUGGAGAAGCUCUGAUGGUUCUGGAGUUCCUGCGGGCCUUCGGCGAGGUCUUUGACCUGAAGGACGAGUUCCCCGACGGAGUCUCUCUGGAGGUUCUAGAGGAGGCUCUGGUGGGUUCUGAUCCUGAAGGUCCUUUGUGUGAGCUGCUGUUCUUCUUCCUGUCGGCCAUCUUUCAGGCUCUGGACGAGGAGCAGGAGGAGGUGGCUAAAGACCAGGCCGAAGACCUGUCGGAGGCUCUGGACGAUGACUCUGAUCCCACUCAGUCGGCGCUCAGCGCUGUUGCCUCAUUGGCUGCUGCUUGGCCUCAGCUGCAUCAGGGCAGCAGUCUGAAGCAGUUGGACCUGGACAGCUGCACGCUGUCAGAAAUCCUGCGUCUCUACAUCCUGGCGUCUGGCGCCGACUGUAACCACGGCAACGCCAAGUUCCGCUACCAGAAGCAGGGCGGCUUCACUUUGAUGGACGACCCGUGUGUGGAGCUGCGAUUGGCUGAGCCGGUGCUGCUGAAGAGGCUGUCGUGCACGUCGGUAUACGACCUGAUGCCAGGAGAGAAGCUGCGGAUCCUGCAGGCUCUGGUGGGGAAGCUGCUGACGUUGGCGUCCAGCAGAGAUCUGAUUGAAGACUGUGUGGAGGAGCAGAGAGGCGCCAAACAGGAACUGAGAGAGAUCAGAGCUGAACAACACCGCCGCGAGAGAGAGGAGGCCGCACACAGGGUUCGUCUUCGUAAAGAGGAGCGGCUGCGGGAGCAGGAGCAGAGGCUGAAGGAGAAGGAGGAGAAACUGAAGGAACAGGAGGAGAAACUGAAGGAACAGGAAGUGAAGGGAAGACUCCAAACAAACAGUGAGACUCCUGCUGAACAACACGCUGAGGAUGACGAGGAGCCAAAUGCUUCAUCCAAGAAGAAGAUAAAAGGCAACCAGAAAGAAAAACAGCAGCCGCAACAGCCGACCUCUGACCCCAAAGCGUCGUCGUCGUCCUGCCCCCCCAGCAGCCUGACUGCAGAGGAGCUGGAGGAAGAGCAGGAGAAGGUUCGAGAGCUGCAGGAACGGAUCCAGAAGGCGGCGGCCUGCACCUGCCUGCUGCCUCUGGGCAGAGACCGGCUGUACCGCCGCUACUGGCUCCUCCCGUCCGCCUCCGCGCUGUUUGUAGAGGACGACGGCUUCGGCCUGACGGAGGACAUGCUGCAGCCGCACCCAAAGCCCGCCCAGGACGCCACAACCAAGAUGGAGGAUGAGGAGGGCGUCAAGGAGGAGCCAGCUGAGGGAAGUGUCGGCUCUAGCCCCGCCCCCCUCCACACCUGCGGCCCGCCAGUCAACCGUCCCAACCAGUGGUCCUUCUACAGCUCAGUGGAGGAGGUGGAUCAGCUGAUCGAAGCUCUCAACCCGCGAGGUCACAGAGAGAGCGGCCUGAAGGAGGCGCUGCUGCAGGAGAGAGAGAGACUGCAACACCUGCUGCAGAGCUGCGACAGCAACAAAUACAGACACACAGAUGAUCCAGAGUCAUCGCGAUCUGUCCCAGAAUGCACCGCUGCAGCUGAGACUCUGAUGGAGGUCAGACUGAGAGACUUGCUCCUGGACAUCGAGGACCGCAUCCACCAGGGAACUCUGGGAACUCUGAAGGUGAUGGACCGACAGGUGUGGCGCUCAGCGUUGGAAGCAGGAAACUACGAACUGCUGUGUUCUGACGGCAGAGAGAACGGAGGGAUGAACGGACGAGUGGAGGCCAUGGAGGUGGACUCUGCUCACCUGAGAGCCAGAGACAGGCUGCAGGAGCUGAAGUCUGACGGCGUCGCGGCCGCCUGCAGCAGCGGCAGCGGGACUCCGCAGGCCGUCAGCAGCUCGGUACGAAUCCUGGCUCAGGCUCUGGUUCACAUCGAGCAAGGCAUCGAGAGGCGCUUCCUCAAAGCUCCGCUGGGUGAGGAAGACUCAAAGAAAGACCAAAAGAUGAAGAAGAACAAGAAGAAAGAUGAGGACCAGGCCAGUGAUGACGGCAGUGACAGCGGUCGAGUCAUAAAGACGGUGUUGGAGCGAUGGAGGGAGUCUCUGCAGUCCUGCUCCAGUCUGUCUCAGGUGUUUGUCCACCUGUCCAGUCUGGAGCGCAGCGUCCUCUGGUCUCGCUCCGUCCUCAACGCUCGCUGUCGCAUCUGCAGACGCAAAGGAGACGCCGACAACAUGCUGCUGUGUGACGGCUGUGACAGAGGACAUCACACCCACUGUCUGAGACCCCGCCUCAAGUCGGUUCCAGAGGGGGACUGGUUCUGUCCAGACUGUCGACCCAAACAGAGAUCCAGCCGCGUCCCGUCCCGUCAGCGCUCCUCUAUCGACGAGGAGGAGGAGGAGGUGGAGGAUGACGAACAGGAAGAGGAGGAGGAAGAGUCUGAGGAGGAAGAGGAGGAGUCAGAAGAAGAGGAGGAGUCUGAGGAGGAGGAGGAGGAAGAAGUGGUAGUGAGCGCCAAGAAGAGCCAGGCCCCGCCCCCCAAAGGCAAGAGUCAACAGGCCACGCCCAAAGGGCAACAGGCCACGCCCAAAGGUCAGCAAGUCACGCCCAAAGGUCAACAGGCCACGCCCAAGAACAACGUUGCUUCAGCAGGGAAAAACUCGUCCGCCUCCAAGUCCUCAGGGAAAAAGGCCACGCCUCCUACAUCCAAGGCUAACACGGCGUCCGGCAGUAAAGCUCCACCACGCGCCGGGAGUCGGAUCAGCGCCCGCCUGAGCCACGAGAUCCUGCCACCGAACGGCAACACCAGAACCUCACCUGGUCAGAGCGAGACCCGCAAGAGGCCGCCGACAGACGUGACCCCCCCUUCUAAACCCUCCAAACCCGUCCUCCCCGUCCUCCCUCCUGCCUCCUCUUCCUCCUCCUCGACCUCCUCAUCCAGCCGCCGCUCCUCAGGGAGGAACCACGGCGUCCACGAGCUGUCGGCCUGCGAGCAGCUGACGGUGGAGCUCGUCAGACACGAAGACAGCUGGCCCUUCAUGAAGCUGGUGUCCAGGACUCAGGUUCCUGACUACUAUGACAUCAUCAAGAAGCCGAUCGCUCUCAGCACCAUCAGAGAGAAAGUCAACAACUGUGAAUAUCAGACAGCAGGUGAGUACAUCUCGGACGUGGAGUUGAUGUUCUCUAACUGUCUUCAGUAUAAUCCUCGUCACACUAACGAGGCGAAGGCCGGUCACCGUCUGCAGCAGUUCUUCCACUCGGAGCUCGGCAGACUCGGCCUGUCAGAGCGCGGCGCCGCCCCGCCUGCCAAGCGCUCCCGACACUGAACCAAACACACCCCCUGACCUCACCGCCGUCCACUCCGCUGUGUUCUGAUUGGUCCAGGGACUGGAAGUGGGCCGGACGUAGAAGCUGCCAUCGUUUCCCUCCUGAUAGACUUACUCCUUCGUGACCUCUGACCCCUGUAGACCUGUCAGCCACAGUGGUCUGAAUCAAUCAAAAUGUCUGAAACGCUUCAUCAGAAGAGUUUAAAGGGACUGCGGGGGUCAAAGGUCAUGAAGUUCAAUGUUAAAAAGGUUCACCAGGAACAUUUAAUUAAUGAUAAAACCAGUUAAAGUUAGAUUCAGGUGCAACUGAGCUCACCUGAGACACAGUUACAUCUUUCAUUAUGUUUAUAGAGCUCCGCCCCUCUCACCUGAUCACCUGAUCACCUGAUCAGAAACUCGUUAAAAAAAACAAAACUUGUGUAAAAAUGUUGCAGCUACUGAGAGUUCAUAAAAACGUAGUAAAUUCCUGUCUGUCUUGACGCCUUUGACCUCCGACCUGCUGACGUUCAGGGCAUUCGUUUUCCCGUCUGCGUGGACAGACGGCGGACAUGCAGCAGACAUGUUGGACACACAUUCCUGUGGUGCUGUAGGACCGUAGAGACGUAGACAGUUUUCAUCUGAUGUUUUCUCUUCAUUCAGAAAAAAGCAAAAACCACUAAAACAACUUCAGCUUUGCACUGACAAUUAAAGAAAAAAUCAAAUCAGGCCGUUUGUGUUUUGCUCAGGGACAAAAGAUUUUGAUUUGAAUGAGAAGAUAUUUUCUAACAGUGCUCGCUGGUUUUUUACUGAAGCAGAGCGGCCGCGGCGUUCAGGCUCAUCGUCACGUAGCUAUGGAAGUCUGGUGCUGCCCAAAAUUAAAAUAAAGUGGGAAAAAUGGACUGUUUUCAUUUUCAUACCGGCAGACUGUGCAUCCUCAACUGGAACAUUAAAUAGCACAUUAAACUUCAUUUAUGUCCAGAGUUUUUAGCUCGUUUCUAUUAAGUCACAAAAUUAAUUUUCUUCAAAAACGACAGAAAUCUGAGCAGAAAGUCUGUUUAUUAAUUUCAUUCUCAAGUUUAAGCUGAACAUUUUCUGCUGAUGUGAAACUGAAAAGUCCGUUUUACAUUCAGUUUUUUUACAGGAUACUGAUUUGAAUUCAUAUUUAAAUGUGAAAAAAACAACUUUCCCACAGAGUUAAUCCCUCGUACUCACUUCACUAGAGACAUUUAAAACUCAUUGAUCAUAUCAUCUGUUUCUAUUUGAUCUGACACACUUGUCAAAGUAGAUUUUAUAUUAGUUGUUCCCAGUGAAUUUUUUCCAAUAUCAAAAUAAAAUCUAUAUAUUAACCGUGAGGCCCAAAAGUCUGAGACCACGUUCCUGAAUGUGGACUUGUUCUCAGACUGUUUAUUUUGUCAAACAUGAUGCGCACAAAACAGAAAAUACACUUCAAUGAAAUCUGAAGAGUUCGUUUUUAUUUCAGCCGCUGCAGACUUCCAAAGUUCUCGCUCUGAUUCUCUUUUAUCUCAGGGUAUCAAACUGUUAACGAGUUCACCAAUUAACACACAGCUCCUCCUCCAAAGGUGGCCCCUCCCUCUAAAUGCCCAGGCCACGCCCCAUUUCUGCCCUCAAUUAAAAUAAAUUAUCCUGAGAAAAUUAAAGAUUGUGAGAUGAAGGUUUGUAACAGGAAUUAAACGCUUCACUAAACUAAUGAUCUGAACAGAUAAACAUCAACACAACGAGCGUUUUAUAUCUGGAGGAAACAGUUAAAUCUCAAAAUUCAUAGUCAGUUAUAGUGUCUGUCAGGAACAUUGACAAUAAUGAAUUAAAAACAGAGUUGUGAUCUCAGGACAAACAAGAUAUCACAUGUUAAAUUUAAUUCAUUCAUGAUCUCAAACAGUUUGUUAGCUGGAGGAUGAUGAAGACCUGGAAAUGUUUUUGGAAACACUUUUAUUGUUUCUCUUUGUGAGAGUGAUGCUCAUGUUCAGAUGGAUGUUAAUCUCAUGGCUGUCAGGAUGCAGUUAGCUUAGCUUAGUUUAGCAUAGCAUAGCAUAAAGACUGGAAGCGGAGGGAAACAGCUAGCCUCACUGAUUAACACUUUUAACUCCAGCUCACAGACAUUAGAUUUAAUAUCCAUCUGAACAUUUAAGGCUCUAAGAUGAAGAGAAUAAAGAGCGAUUCCCAAAACAUCGAACUGUUCCUUUAAAGACGUGAGCCGCCGUGGCCUCUCUGGACUCGUAGUUUUUUGUAUUUUGACUACUAUUUCCCGCUUUAGGCUGUUUGUUUGACGUUCAGCUGAGAUGUUAGUGUGAGUGUAGCAGCUCUGUCACUCAGUGUUUGUUUGUUUGUUUGUUUGUUGAUGGAGGUCGGCUGUAGACACUACACUGGAGCCGCUGCAGCCUUCCUUCCCUCCUCUUCUGCUGCGUAUUUAUUUAGUUGAAGUCUCUGCGUUGUCUUUAUUUAUGACUGAUUGAUCCUCUGAUAGACGCCUUCUGCCUCCUGACGCUCUCUAACCUGUCUGUUGUUGUUCUAAUGUAAAAAUAAAUUGACUUUUUAUAACCGA
Thunnus maccoyii (southern bluefin tuna) is the source of this 7300-nucleotide messenger RNA. RefSeq names its product bromodomain adjacent to zinc finger domain, 1A (gene baz1a). The record is from RefSeq and is a predicted model, not a curated record. Bases 244 to 4761 code for a protein of 1505 amino acids. NCBI's taxonomy places the organism in Eukaryota, Metazoa, Chordata, Actinopteri, Scombriformes, Scombridae. The transcript is spliced from 30 exons. Gene Ontology annotation, molecular function: protein binding. Gene Ontology annotation, biological process: chromatin remodeling.